Molecule: messenger RNA, 8233 nt
Organism: Lymnaea stagnalis (great pond snail)
Lineage: Eukaryota; Metazoa; Mollusca; Gastropoda; Lymnaeidae
Source: the annotation of a GenBank genome assembly
GCUGCACUGGGCGAUGGUUCACUUGUCAGAUGCUAUGUCUGGCUGUAGGAGAGGUGCAGCAGCUCUGAGUAGAGUAAGUUGUGUCUGGUUGUUGUCGGGAUCUAGGAUUAUAUUGGUUCAAUGAAUAAAUUUAAAUAAAGGAGGUUGGGGGGAAGGGGGUGGGGGAUGGUGUCUUUGUGGAUGACCUGAGUGUUCCGAUGCCGUGAAUUUAAAGUGACGUUGUGAUUAAUUAAUUAUUGUGCGCCACUGUUUGGUUUGAAGUUGUUUCUAGGUCAAUAAAUAAAUAAAUAGGUUGUUGGAUAAAAUAGGGUACAGCUUUGUAUAAGACCACUGUAAUAAUAAUUUAUAAAAAAACAAAAAAACAAUGAUAAAUUUAAAACUAAUGGAAAUAACAUAAAAUAAUUUAACGCCAUGAAAUAUUUGUCUUUGCCAUACAACAUGGAGUCACGGAGAUGUGACACAGCCGCAUGAACCGAGAAAGGAAAACAAACUGACAGUGUCACAAUCUCAACAAUUUCAUAUUGAAAUACUCCUUAAAAUAAUUAGGCUUGCCAGUAAAUUUAGAAGUUGUGGACAUUUAGGAAAUGUGCCAGUUAAUAAGUGUGUGUCAUUGACAAGCAUAACAUAAGAAUAGCUAAAAGUAUGUGUCAUUGACAAACAUGACGUAACGUAGCUAUAAGUAUGCGUCAUUGACAGAAAUGGCAUCACAUAGCUAUAAAUAUGUGUCAUUGACAAACAUGACAUAAUAAAGCUAAAGGUAUGUGUCAUUGACAACAAUGACAUAAUGUAGCUAAACGUAUGUGUCAUUGACAAACAUGACAUAAUGUAGCUAUAAAUAUGUGUCAUUGACAAACAUGACAUGAUGCAGCUAUCUCAUGGCAGCAAUGUUUAGAAGUAAAAAAAUCCCCACCAUUAACGUUAUCUUGAAUGUUUACUCUGUAUGGAAACAUGACGCCAAACAUUGUAAAUCUAUUUAUAUCCACAGAACCUCCAAGAAUGGAGUUUUCUUUCGCAAUAUCGAUUGGACUGCUGGGAUUGCUCGGCUUCCUUGAGAUCGUCUCGGCCAGUGUUCCGUUAUUUCUAACACCGUAUCUGGAAAAAGGCCAGAUCAAGGAAGCACGGGGGCACAGCCGGGUAACUGAGGAAAAUACAACCGGGGUCACCAUUCCGGAAAGCUACUCAGGGUUCAUUACGGUGGACAAACAUUUGAAGAACCAUUUGUUUUUUUGGUUUUUCCCAUCGGCACUUAACGCCAGCGCCCCUUUAUUGAUUUGGCUAAACGGGGGCCCAGGCGUGUCUUCAAUGCUGGGCCUUUUCUGGGAGAAUGGGCCACUGGAACUCAGAUCCGACAGAAAAGACUUUCAAAAACGAGAACAUUCGUGGGCGGAUCCUUUUGCCAUGUUGUACAUCGACAACCCGGUGGAUGUGGGCUACAGCUUUACGGAGAGCGGCGACGCUGGCCACAGGUCAACCCAAAAAGGUAUAACUAAGGAUCUUUACUCUUUUAUAGAACAGUUUUACAAAAUGUUCCCGGAAUAUAAAAAGAGAGAACUGUACAUUGGCGGCCAGUCCUACGCAGGCAAAUACGUUCCCAGCAUCGCUUACUACAUCGACGAACAACUACAGAAAAACAGGACUGACAUACCCUUAACCGGGGUCUACAUUGGUGGUCCAUUUUUCGACCCGCCCGUCCAAACCCUUUCCUACUAUGAGUACAUCUACAGCAUGGGAGUAAUCAGCCACGCUCAGAAAGUUGAAUACAGGCAAGACACGUUGAAACUUAUUCAACAGUUCCACGCCGGCGAGCUCAAAAACGUGGAACUCAAGGAAGUGCUCGACAAAAUCCUCAGAAAUCUCGGCCUCGCCACUUUGGACAACUACGUCACGGGAAACCCCGCAGAUUAUAUGCUGGUCAAUGAGUGCAUGAACACGCCCCGCAUUCGCCACGCCGUGCACGCGGGCAACAGGACGUUCCACAUCAUCAACCGAGCCGUCAACGCCAAGUUCGGCGGGGACCUCUUCGUCAGCCUCAAAUCCGAAAUGGCAGAGCUGAUGAACAAGUACAAGGUACUCAUCUAUACCGGGGACUACGACGUCAUCGUCAGCUCCGUGAUGGUGGAGUCGGCGCUCCUGACGACGCCGUGGCGCCACCAGGCCGAGUACAACGCGACCCGUCGGUCGAUGUGGUGGUCGGCGGAAGGUCAGCUGAGGGGAUUCUAUUCUAAGACCGAUCAGUUCUGUCGGGUCGUGGUGAAGGGCGCGGGUCACCAGACGCCCCACGACCAGCCCCAGGCGUCGCUUGAGAUGAUGCGAGAGUUCAUCCAACACGGAUGUGUCGCGAUAAAAGCGACCGGAGAAGGGUAGGUGUUAUUUUUCAUCGUCAUCAGCGGCUCUAAACCUUCCUAAUGCCACGACCCUUUCAUUCAGUUCAUGAGCCUCAUGUUGUUGUGACCCCCAACCAUAAAAUUAUCUGCUACAUCAUAAAUAUGUUCUUACGUGACUCCUGUGUAAUGGUCGUUCAACCCACCAAAGGAGUCGCGAUCCACAGGCUGAGAACGGCUGAUCUAAAUAGUCUACAUCUUUCUUUUAUGUUCAGACAUAUAACGUCCAGGGCAGAUUAACAUAUACUUGAACCAGAAAUGAUAGAAUAUUUACUUGAGUUUUGGAAGACAUCUAAGAACUUGAUCAAAUUGCAUGUGUUUUGUUUGUUUUCAUUUGUUGUUAAUAUUGUGUAUAAGAUGGGAACUGACCGUAUGUCUGUCCUGCUUGUUGGUAUGUCCAUUUGAUGGUUGACGAGAUGCGAAGUGUUUAGACACCGUAGUUAAAUGGAGGUUAGAUUUUAGAGUGGUUAGACAUUUAGAUGUCAUGUGAUGUUCUGUACCAGUGGUUCUUAACCUUCCUAAUGUCGCGACCUUCUAAUGCAGUUCCUCAUGUUGGGGUGACCCUCCAACCAUACAAUUAUUUUCUUUGCUGUUCAAUAAAUAUGUGUUAUCGAUGGUCAUAGGCCACCCCUGUGAAAGAGUCUUUCGACCCUUUAAGGCAGGCCUGAACAACUCAAAAUGUUAGCGGGCCGGAAAACUUUAUGGAAAAACGUGUGCGGGUCAAAAGAAAAUAGGACAGGACCUGUGCGGGCCAAAAGAAAAUAGGACAGGACCUGUGCGGGCCAAAAGAAAAUAGGACAGGACCUGUGCGGGCCAAAGGAAAAUAAGACAGGGGGCAAGCUAUUAAGAAAUAAUAAGAUACAAGAAUAUUUCGUUACUUCGCGGGCCAUAUGUUGUGCAGGCCUGCUUUAAGGUGAUCGUGACCAAUGUUCCCUCUAAGGUUUGCUGGUUCGUGUGCAAAAUCAUACAGUUCUGUGCAAAGUUUUACAGAAUCAAUUUUUUUUGUGUGCAAAAAACUACAGCCCACAAACACACAAUGACAUGGAAAUUUGCUGCGCGGAUAAUCAAAACUGCUGCGCGAUGUCUGUGAGAUAGCUGCGCGGCCGCGCAACCACGCAGCUUAAAGGGAACUUUGGUCGUGACCCGCGGGCUGAGAACAAUAUAUGUUCUAUAUCCUUGAAAAUGACGAAGAUCUAAAAAAUAAGUGCACACAUUAAUCGUAAGCCAUCAUUUUGAAUAAAGUGGACCCCCUCCCCAAAAAAUGCUACCCGGGGCAGAUUGCAAACUCCACCCUCCCCCCCGACCCGUAUUCUUACGCCAGAAGGUUUUCUACGGAGAGAGAGCGAGAGUAGGGUUGCCAGACGUCCGGCAGGCAAAGCAAAAAUCUCGUAAAAUGUCUUGCUUUUCUUACAGUUUAUAUAAUAAUUUGUAUGUAUCGUUGUUACAACUAUUACAUCGUAUGUUUACGUUGCUACAAUGUACAAAGUCUAUGCAUUUCUGUGAACCAGUCGAUUUUAGUCAUUCUAACAAUCUAGCUCUGUGCUGUAUUAUCUAUGGUCAAAAUGUUAAAGUGGUCGAGAAGAAGAGUAUAAUACUUUUAUGGCAGAUGUUAAGUUGGUGUAUGAAGCAUGCAUUAGUUACUCAGAAAAGUGGUUGAAACCUUUUGAUGCAUUUCAGUGCUUUAAUUGGAUGUACUUAUAUAAAAUCAAAGACUGUACAUUUGAUGACCUUUUGGCAUGCAUAUUAUAUCUGAAAGAGUAUUACUGUAGAUAUGGUGCAAUUGUUUGACCAAUACCGCAAUCUUAAAUCAUUUGUACAAGACAAAAAUGAACAGUAUUUUGAAAGACUCUUGCAUGAACAGAGGAGUUCAUUUUUCCAAAGUUGCCCAAAUGCUUGUUGCUUUUCAAGAGUUACUUAAAAAUUUGUGUGAACAGUUUUAUGGAUAUGUGAUUGCUAACGAGGAUCCUCUGCGAAAAGUUGGCUCCUCCGAGAAAUGUGUCAAGUAAUUAAUAAAGAUUAUAAGGCAAUGAUUGUACAAUUGGCUACUUAAAUGAUGUUUUUUUGACAUUUUUAAAAAUGUCCUCUUUUGUCCUCUUUUUUUGUUUUAUUAUGCCCUCCUUUUGAUGACCACGUAUCUGGCAACCCUAAGCGAGAGAGAAAGGUAUUUACCAUUCUAUAUAUAUAUAUAUAUAAAUAUUUAUAUAUAUAUAUAUAUAUAUAUACAUGUAUAUAUAUUACAUAUUGAGAGAGAAAUAGAGUGAAAGAAGAGAGAGAGAGAGAGAGAGAGAGAGAGAGAGAGAGAGAGAGCGAGAGAGAGAGAGAGAGAGAGAGAGUUCUCCCCUCCCUGCACACAUUCCCCCUUCCACCGUUCGACUGACCAACUCUCCCCCCCCCCCCAAUUCCAUCCACAAAUCAGUAGUGACAUAUGCUUCCCCCACAGCAGCACCUGUAAUUAAAGAUAGAUUAGCUCCUGUGCUUAAAGUUAGGAUAAAACAAUUAGUAGAUUUGUUUCUCCUCUUACAUUAAUUAUAGCAACAGAAAUUCCCAAGCCAGUCGGCAAUCAGGAGUGAAUUAAAACAAAUCAAUUUGUUAAUUCAAGAAGAAUAUUUAUAAUAAUUUUUUUUAAAAAAGGAAAAGUUAUAAUUCGAAUAGUUUUGUUUCUCCCAUUCUGGAUGAACAUCUUAUUAAAGAACUCUGAGUUACGGGGUUGGGGGGGGGGUAGGAGUGCAAUAAUAAUACAAAUGCGUCAAAUUGUAGACGUUAACUUCAGAUUUGCAUACUGUACCAUAAGCAUCGAUGCCAAAUGAAAAAUUUUAAUAUAAUUUAACCCCCCCCCCCCACCCUUGAACGCACAUGUUUCUCUUUCUCGGCUGGUGCCAAAAAUGGUUCACUUCACCGAGAAAGAGGUCGAGAAGGUGGUGCUCCGUCACGGGGGGGGGGGGCAAUGGUACAUCCUAACAGAGCGCUGGCGACCCGCGUUAUGCUACAUCCUUGAUAUGAUGCUAGCAACCCGUGCUACACUAAAUCCUUCAUAGGUAGCUGCCAACCCACGUUACGCAACACAACCCGUUAAACAGUAGAUCCAUUUUGAAAGACAUAAGUUAAGGAAUAAAUUUAGAUUUCGGGAACUCAAUUUAAAAUAUGUUUUCAAAUUCAUUUUUAGCACCCAAUGUCCAAAGCGUGUAACGGAAUCCAACAGCAGGAAUGUCUCGCCGUCCAACAGCAGGAAUGCCUCGUCCAGGUCCAGUGGACGUAAGAAAACACCACGAAACUGUAAGAGCCAAAUCAAUUACUGGCGAUACCAUUUCAGUCACGAAAUCAUCUCUUUUUAAAUAUUGUCAUUGUCGAGUUAAUAAAUCAUGUGUAUCUUUUGAACGAAUGGAAACAUCCACUUCCACGGUACCACGAUUCGAAGGUUGCACAAUGGAACCACCGGGGGUGGGGGGAGCUGGUAGAGGUCGGGGAGGGGAGGGAACGUCCGUACCAAAAGCAUCACUGAGUAAAACAUCACCACCCCCCAGGUGCUCACUUUUUCCACAACUUUAAGACAGGGUAAAGAAAAGUGGCAAGUGGUUUUUUUAUUAUUCAGCUGUACGUGGUCACUAAUUGAUCGACACGCCACAGUGGUCAAGGCGUGUCAGUACUAAUGGAUACAUACAAACGAUUGACUCGUCAAUGAUGGUAGACAUGGACUAAGUUGUUGUACACCUGGAUGGUUGACAGACAUUUAGUUGUUGUACACCUGGAGGGUUGACAGACAUUUAGUUGUUGUACACCUGGAUGGCUGACAGACAUUUAGAUGUUGUACACCUGGAUGGUUGACAGUCAUUAAGUUGUUGUACACCAGGAUGGCUGACAGACAUUUAGAUGUUGUACACCUGGAUGGCUGACAGACAUUUAGAUGUUGUACACCUGGAUGGCUGACAGACAUUUAGAUGUUGUACACCUGGAUGGUUGACAGUCAUUAAGUUGUUGUACACCAGGAUGGCUGACAUACAUUUAGAUGUUGUACACCUGGAUGGCUGACAGACAUUUAGAUGUUGUACACCUGGAUGGCUGACAGACAUUUAGUUGUUGUACACCUGGAUGGCUGACAGACAUUUAGAUGUUGUACACCUGGAUGGCUGACAGACAUUUAGAUGUUGUACACCUGGAUGGCUGACAGACAUUUAGAUGUUGUACACCUGGAUGGUUGAUAGUCAUUAAGUUGUUGUACACCAGGGUGGCUGACAUACAUUUAGAUGUUGUACACCUGGAUGGCUGACAGACAUUUAGAUGUUGUACACCUGGAUGGUUGACAGUCAUUUAGAUGUCGUACACCUGGAUGGCUGACAGUAGAUGUUGCACACGUGGAUUGCUGACAGACAUUUAGUUGUUGUACACCUGGAUGGCUUACAGACAUUUAGAUGUUGUACACCUGGAUGGCUGAUAGAGAUUUAGAUGUUGUACACCUGGAUGGUUGAAAGUCAUUUAGAUGUUGUACACCUGGAUGGCUGACAGACAUUUAGAUGUUGUACACCUGGAUGGCUGACAGAUAUUUAGAUGUUGUACACCUGGAUGGUUGAUAGACAUUUAGAUGUUGUACACCUGGAUGGUUGACAGACAUUUAGUUGUUUUACACCUUGAUGGCUGACAGACAUUUAGAUGUUGCACACCUGGAUGGCUGACAGACAAUUAGAUGUUGCACACCUGGAUGGCUGACAUACAUUUAGAUGUUGCACACCUGGAUGGCUGACAGAUAUUUAGAUGUUGCACUACAGAUAUUUAGCUGUUGUACACCUGGAUGGUUGAUAGACAUUUAGAUGUUGUACACCUGGAUGGUUGACAGACAUUUAGGUGUUGUACACCUGGAUGGCUGACAGACAUUUAGAUGUUGCACACCUGGAUGGCUGACAGACAAUUAGAUGUUGCACACCUGGAUGGCUGACAUACUUUUAGAUGUUGCACACCUGGAUGGCUGACAGAUAUUUAGAUGUUGCACACGUGGAUGGCUGACAGACAAUUAGAUGUUGCACACCUGGAUGGCUGACAGACUUUUAGAUGUUGCACACCUGGAUGGCUGACAGACAAUUAGAUGUUGCACACCUGGAUGGCUGACAGACUUUUAGAUGUUGCACACCUGGAUGGCUGACAGAUAUUUAGAUGUUGCACACGUGGAUGGCUGACAGACAUUCAGAUAUGGUACACCUGGAUGGCUGACAGACAUUUAGAUGAUACACACCUGGAUGGCUGGCAGACAUUUAGCUUUUUGUACACCUGGAUGAGGAUGUUAGACGUACAUUUUAUUAUUUUACACCUGGGAAAAAAAAUUUGGGUAAACAAAUUUAUUUAUUGUACACCUGGAAGGCAGAUGUACGUUGUUUUUUUUUGUUCACCUGCAUUUUAGAUAACCAAGAACCUGAUUAAAAGUAAACAAAAUGUUUGUUUUUUUUAAACUGUAAACAUUUACUAUACAUUACGGUAAGUUAUUCUAUGCUCAAAUGUUUCUACAAUGAAUAAACUGAUCCUCUGUAUAUUGAUUUUUUUAAACAGCAUCGUGGUCAUUUGGAGCAGACACAGUUCGGACGGUGGUCAUUUUCUUAACGGCGACACUGGCCAGGCACUUAGGAAGAUUAUGAAAGUAACGACAAUUCCACAUGGCGGAAUGAACAACAACAACAACAACAACAACAACAACAACAACAACAACAACAACAACAACAACUCCAGUUAGAAACCUUUUGCUAAUAUUGUUAUUACUUUUGUGUACAACUUUUUUCUACCGUCAAUGUUUUGUUUUUUUAAAAUACAGGUUGAAUAUCAAGAAAACAUUAAUAUCAAUGCGAUAUCAAUUGUAUCAAUAAAAGAUUUUU